Molecule: messenger RNA, 1090 nt
Organism: Propithecus coquereli (Coquerel's sifaka)
Lineage: Eukaryota; Metazoa; Chordata; Mammalia; Primates; Indriidae
Gene: CCDC198
Product: chromosome unknown open reading frame, human C14orf105
Exons: 6
Coding region: 354-977 (207 amino acids)
Source: RefSeq, a predicted model, not a curated record
CCACUUCCCUCAUGGUUUUCCUCUGAAUGUCUUUCAUGUGAAAUGGGCCUGAGCCAUUCUAAGGCUCACCCUAGGGUGACCAAAGUAGCACCUUUGAAAAACAAAGAGGAAGAAACUCCUUUGGCUGGCCCUGUGGAUGUCACAUUCAAUCAGAAUCUGCAAGAAAAGAGUUCAUAUUCGUUGGCAAGGCUGCAGGACCAGAAUAAAGCCUUGGAAGGGCAGCUACCACCUCUACGAGAAACCCAGUAUGGAAGAUAUUUUGCAGCAUCCAGGGCCAUGUAUUUUGACAUCCCACUGGAACAGGGAGAAACAAGUAUUAUUAAAAGGCAUCCACCCCAAAGACUUCAAGUAAGAUGAAUUUAAAAGGCUUCAUAAGGAAUUUCUUGGAUAUAAUGAAGCUCGAACCCAUUGACUUGCCACAAGUAAUUACUUCUGAAAGGCUUCUGAGCCAGCGAGGAGCUGGGACAAUGCACAAAGCAAAGGAACCGGAAAAGAAAAUGCAAACGCCAAUGUAUACUUCUGGGAAAAGGCAAUAUCUGCAUAAGAUGCAAAUGCUGGAAAUGAACCGUAAAAGACAAGAGGCCCAAAUGGAGUUGAAGAAAAGUCUUCACAGGGAAGCAAGAAUUAAUAAGCCAAACCCGAGGGACCAUAAAGCCAAGAAAAUCCUUCAAAGUAUCCCAAGGAGUAACGACCAUGACCUUCUAACCACGUUGCCUGAUGAAACCUUGAAUGGAAGUCCAGGAAAUUCACAGAAUGCAGAAGUUUUAGAACAUCAUGCAAUGAAUGACUACUGUCCCCGGAAAAUUGGCAAAAUGGAAACAUGGCUCCGUGCACAAGAGGCCCAGGGACAGCUUCUUUGGGACAGUUCUAGCUCUGACUCAGAUGAGUUGGGGAAAGAUGAGAAGAAACCACGAGCACUGGUGAGAACAAGAACAGAAAGAAUCCCAGUUUUUGAUGAGUUUUUUGAUCAAGAAUAAUAAUGCUAUUAUAAGAAGACUAUUCACUACCCUAGAUACUGAGUGUAUUGAAAGUUUGCUUUAUGUCAAAAUCCUUCAAGCUAAUAUAUGAAUUAUUUUGAGGAAAGCAAUUC